AUGGCGUCCUUUGCUUCCUCGGUCUUCAGCCCGUUCCGCAACACAUACCGAUACCUCCAACACUCGGCACAUGAGCACCCCGUCAUCUUCUUCUCGCUCCUGAUCGGUUCGGUCGGUCCGAUUGCCGUCGUCACUGUCCCGCCGAUCCGCAAGGCGUACGGCUGGAAGCCCGCCGAGCCCGUCCCCACAUCCUACCCUCUCCCGCAACGAGAGAGGAAGCCGGUCACCGCUUACGGCGACGACGAGUAA
Pseudozyma flocculosa PF-1 is the source of this 249-nucleotide messenger RNA. RefSeq lists its product as uncharacterized. Bases 1 to 249 code for a protein of 82 amino acids. The record is from RefSeq and is a predicted model, not a curated record. The transcript has 4 exons. Lineage: Eukaryota; Fungi; Basidiomycota; Ustilaginomycetes; Ustilaginales; Ustilaginaceae.